Messenger RNA from Erpetoichthys calabaricus (reedfish), 25572 nucleotides. RefSeq names its product spectrin repeat containing, nuclear envelope 2b (gene syne2b). The record is from RefSeq and is a predicted model, not a curated record. Gene Ontology annotation, cellular component: membrane. The transcript has 139 exons. Bases 349 to 24648 code for a protein of 8099 amino acids. Gene Ontology annotation, molecular function: protein binding. NCBI's taxonomy places the organism in Eukaryota, Metazoa, Chordata, Cladistia, Polypteriformes, Polypteridae.
UUCCCUUUCAACUCUGCCCCUAAUUGUGUGUGUGUGUGUGUCCGUGCGUGUGUUUCCAGGGCGAGCACUGACCCACGGAGUGAAAUGUCUGGUGAGGCUUGGCCUCCGAGGUGAGAAGAGAGGAGUGCAGCACGGCAGUUUUGAAGGUCUCUGUGGGUGGAGACACAAGCACCCUUCCUCCUACGAACUGAUCAGACACCCGUCAGUCUCUGGCCCCGAUCGGUAGCACGAUCGUGGGUGUGUGUGAUUGUGUCUUGGGGCAUCACGAUCGGUCGGCAAAGAAGCGGGCAGCCGGCGGAGCGCCCAGAAAGCGAGUGUUGCUGGAUGUUCUGACCAGUCUUGGCCGUGAUGGCUAAUGAAGGUGUUCCUGGUGACUUUGUGGUGGAAGAAGGGCAGAUCCCAGUGGAUAUUGACAACAUACAUCUGCUUCUUCAAGUGGAGCAUGAGCAAGUUCAGAAGAGGACUUUCACCAACUGGAUAAAUGCACAGCUUGCCAAGCACAAGACUCCGACGGUGGUGUUAGACCUGUUCAGUGACAUCAGAAAUGGAAACCGACUUUUGGAUCUGUUGGAAGUGCUUUCUGGAGAGUCACUGAAACACGAGAAAGGCCAGGGCAUUUUUAAGUGGAGAAGCAACAUUGAAACUGCUCUCUAUUUUUUGAAAAGGAAAUCGAUUAAACUGGUCAACAUAAAUGUUCCUGAUAUAAUUGAGGGCAAGCCAUGCAUUGUUUUGGGGCUGAUAUGGACCAUCAUUUUGCAUUUUCAUAUUGAGGAACUUGCCAACACCUUGGCCUUUAGCUCCCACCAGUCUUCACUGGAGUCCCUGGUCAGCGUGGAGUCCUGCUCUACAAUGGACAGUUCGUCUUCCAAGAGAGGAGCUCCCAUGCACAAGAAAUUCAAGAUGUCUGCCAAAAAGGCCCUGUUACAUUGGGCAAAGGAGCAGUGUGCCAGGGUGGACUCAGAUGUUACUGUAACAGAUUUCAAGGCUUCCUGGAGGAGUGGACAUGCAUUUCUAGCCAUUCUGCAUUCUCUAAGGCCUGACUUGAUUGACCUACAAAAAAUGAGUAGCAGAACAAACCAGGAAAAUUUAGAAGAGGCAUUCAGAAUCGCUGACAAUGAACUGAGAAUACCAAGGCUUCUGGAACCUGAAGAUGUUGAUAUUAAUAACCCUGAUGAGAAAUCUAUCAUGACAUAUGUGGCACAGUUCCUGCAGUACUCCAGAGACCUACCACCGUCAGAAGAAGAAAUGCAGACUUAUGUUACGCCUUCUCCAUCUGCUUCUCUGUCAGCUUCUUCUCGCCUUGUGAGAUCUCUUUCUCCUUAUAAACAGCCAAAGGCCAGUCUGGCUCAGAACAUUAAAGACGUCAUCUCGUGGGUCCAGUGUGCUGAGAGACAGCUGACGGACGCCUUCAUGGCCGCCCAGAGCCACAGCUACGCUGAUCAGUUUCGUGUCUUCCAGACGAUUGUCACUUCAUUUCAUGACCAGAAAAGGUCCGUCAUGCCUUUCCUUUCAGCACUUAAACGAGCCGCACAGAUGACCCCUGAUCAGGUGGAGCUGAGGCUGGCCUGGAAUCGGCUGCUGUCCAAGAUCGGAGAAUACAAGGCCGUGUUGGACCAUGGCCUGCCCCCGCCACUGGAUGGUGUUGGCGCCUGGCUGCAGAACAUCGAGCCCAUCCUAGAAGAGGUGAUCACCGACCCAGAGGAUCCAGAAGCAGCAGUAGUGAUAAUGCGGGAGAAGCGGCACCAUCUUAAGCAAUUAAUGGAAGAGGCCGAUAGCCAGAUGGAAGUUCUGCGCGAUUUUUUAAAAGUGGAUAAAGCUGGUGCUGAUCAAGUACCCCCACAGAAAAUUGAAGACAUUAAGAAAAGGGUGAUGAACGCCAGGAUCAAUGCCAAGUACCUGGGGAUUAAGUUAGAGUAUCUGCAAAGCAAACACUCCACCCUGGCUCUGCUCCGUCGUCUGAACUGCAAAGUCCAGCAGUGGAAGGAAAAAUACGGCUCCCAAGAAUCAGUCAGACGGCUGCUCCACGACUGGCACGGUGUGAUAGAAGAGCAGGGCCUGAUUAUGCAUCUGCAUGCCGCUGUCGAGCAGCUCAAGUCAAUUGGCAGCAGUUACACAAAUCGCAGUGCUUUAGCUAACGACUCUGCACAUAUCCAGAGGUUCCUGGCACAGCUGGAUUCAGAGUGCUUGGAAGCAGUGGAGUCAGCACAAAGCGUGAAAAGCUUGUUGGAACGAGUCGUCAGAAGCUGGGACGUUUACAUGGAAACAUUUCAGUCACUUCAGUCAUGGCUGGAGAAACACCCAGAACAGGCCACUUUGGAAGGAAGCCUGGCAGAAUGGGAAGCGCUGCAUGCCCAGGUCAACGAGGUUGGUAACUUUUUAAUCGAAGUCAGCGAUGAGGAGACAAUGGCCCACGUCUCCAAGGAGCUGAGCAGAUUAAACAGGCAGUGGUGUGACGUCAUGAAGAACACUCGAUUUGAAAAUGUUUCAUCACCCUCUCAAAGUCCAUCCAUGUCUGAAAAAAUCACCAUGCCUCAAAAAACAAUGGAAGAGUCUUCAUCGCUCCUCUGGGAAGAUUUAGAUAUCUCCAGCAGUGAUCAGAGUGCCAUUGCAGGUGGAGCACAGGCUGGAGCUGUGUGUUCAGACACAGUUAAUAUUUGCCAGGGAGACAUGGAAGAAACUACCAGGAAGAGGGCAGCUGGAAGUGAGGUGCAGCCAUGCAUUGAAGCUCCAGAGGAAAGUACAGCUGAUCAGAAGACGCCAGACUGUGCAUCAGAGGAGGGCAUCAAAAGGCAGUUUGAAAAUUCCAAGGAGAAGCUGCAGAGCUACCUGAGCAAAGUGCUUGACCUCCUGCAGGAGCAGCAGGGCUCAGAGGAGAGUGUGAGCAGAUAUGAGGAAACCCUGCAGAAGUGCGACCCAGAAAUAUUGGAGGAGUUUUUGGAAGCUGCAGAGCAGAUGAAAACCACCAUUGAAGAGUCUUUCCAUGAUGUUCGAGUGAAGUGGCAGGCUGCUCAUUCAGAGAUCCCACUCUACCUGAAACAGCUGAAAUUUGAGACUCAGAGACGGAAGUUUCAAGAUGUCGCCACAGAGUGCGAGCUGCAGCUUAAAAAGGAGCUGGAACAGAUAGACUCAGUCACCCCAGCAGUACUCAUCGAGGAGCAUCAGGCUUGGUUUUCUCCAGAAGGGAAAUUCGGCUGUGCAGAGCAACACUUAAAAGGCAUGAAUGAGGCGUGCGACAUGCUGACCUGUGAGAAAACCAACAGUCUCAUGAGUGCACAGCUCGCCAAGUGUGAGGAGAGGAAGGCUGACAUUCAAAACCAAGCGGCAAGAGUCUGGGAGCUCCUGCAUCGAUCUUCUGUGGAGAGGCAGCCUCCAGGAGAGGGAGAAGUGGAGCAGGACAGCUGUGUCCAAGUGUUAUUUCCUGAGCUGCCCAUCAUGAUUUCAACUGGUCAGGUAACUGUGACUGCACACAACCUUCCAGUUGUACAAAGAGUCAUGAAAGAAAAUGUUGAGGAAGGUGGCCAAGAAGAAGAAGAAGAAGAAGAAGAGGACCUUUCAGAGGUGGACCUCGUCCAAAGGUAUGAUUAUGAAAAGAACAAUCUUAAAGCACAGUUCGUCAAGAACCAGCAACUUCUCAGCACCGGAUUUCCAGACAUUGCAGAAGGCCGGUUCUCUCUACAGUCACGUCAUCUGGAGCUAGAGGCUGCCCUGCAGGUUACUGAGUCUGUCCACUCCAAACUUGUGGUCUGCUCUUCCCGGGUGAUGAAAUUUUCAAAACAAAGGGACAAAUCACGAAUGAAGAGAAUUGUAGGAAGAUUGAGUGAAGAGUGGAAGGAGCAGAAGGGGCAGCUACAAGAGCGGAUGAAAUCUAUUGAGUUGUCUUUGGGGAUACUCACUCCUUUGGGCAACGAUGUGUCCAUACUCUCAACAACAGUGGAAGAGUUCCGAGCAAUGCCGAGGACUGUCCAUGGUGUUACCAUAAGGGACGCAGAGGAGCUUCCAAGGAUACUUAAGAACUUUUAUGCUGUCAUCAAUCAGCACCUUGUCACUUGUGAAUCUUUAACCAAUGAGCAACACCCUGAUCUUGAGGCACUAAACCCUAAGGAUAUCGACUUUAUCCAGGCUUUUGCUUUGAAGUAUAAGUUCAAGCUAGAGCAGCUGGGUGGUCAACUGCACCACAGUGAGGAGGCCCUGGAGAAGCUGCAAGACUUUCUAUUGUCUGUCCAAGGUGCAGAAAGUGAGCUGGCCGCGUUAGAGACUGCAUCAUCAUUGGAGGGUCUUGAAAAGUUAAAGAUGAUUCAACAGAAGCUGGAAGUCCUCAGCAGCAAAGCAGUGGAGCUCAAUUGUUUAGUAAAGGCAGCCGGUUUGUGCUUGAAGGAUGAGAGCUCUGGCCAGGACUUUAAUUUCAGUGAAUUGGUUGACUCAGUUAUGCCUAAACUUGAGCACACAGACACAUCACUUAUCCAGCACAGGGAAGUACUCCACCAGGCGGAGGAGGAGGAAGAGGAGAAAGCUAUAAGAUCCUUCUGGCUGAAGAAGGAGGAACUCAUUUCAAGUCUCCAGGAGAUACAAGAAGAGGUUGACAGUACAGGUCUGGAGGAUGCCACCCAACUUGCAGUUCAAUUCAGGUUGAAGUGCCUGAAGAAACUUGAGGAAAGACUGAGGCCAUGCAGAAAAGAAAUUGAUCACCUGAUUCAGCUGGCAAAUCAGCUCCCAGCUGCACUGAAGAAAGAGCCAAUCAGACAACUUGAGGACCUGGAGGCUAUAUGGGAGGAAAUGCAGAGAACACUGAGUGACCGACAGGAACAAUGUGACAUGCUACUGACGCUGGUGAAAAGAUUCCAGAACUUCUGUGGCAGCCUGUCCAGUGAUCUACAGAGGGCAGAGAGUUCCAUUUCUGAGCGGGCUUCCUACAUGAGCAAGGAGAAUCUGCAGAAAAUGAUAGACAAGGUCGAGAACUCCAAGGUGGACUUGGCAGGCUGCUUAGAGACAACAUCUGAAAUACAGAGCCUCUCCAAACAAAUCCAGGCUCUGCUGAGAAAGAUUCCCAACUGCAAAGAGCUGUGCUUUGAGGCCGAGGAGCACGCUUCAGUGGAUAACUGUUUGGAUGUGACUGAGAAGGUCGACGCAUACUUGGACAAUCUGAAACGUGCCAUGGGCUGGUGGGAGGCACUGCUGGCUCUGUCUGUGGACAUUGAGGGCUGGGCAGACUCCAGGUUGGCGCAGAUUGCAGAACAUCCCUAUUUUGAUUCUGAACAGGACAUUACAGCCCUACAGGAUGAAAUACAGACUCAGGAGAAGAACAUAGAACACUUUCAUCAAAAGAGUACAGACAUCCAAAAACUACUCCAAAGUGCAGAGCCUUCCUUGGAGCUCCAGGUGAUUGAAACUCAGUUGAGGAAGAAGAUGGCCGAGGUAAUGGAAUUGUUCAAGGACAGCAAAGAGGUGUUUGAGCAAACUACAGCACUGAGGGACACGCUUGAAGACAAAGCCUGUCAGCUGAAAUCCAGCCUGUGUGACUUGGAAGCAGCUCUAUUUGACCUCCCAGUGUUGGACCAUCUUGGAGUAUUUGAAGCCUUAAAGGGAGUAGACGAGACCCUCUUGCAACAGGACUCUCAGUAUCAGUGCCUUCUGGAAGAGCUUCACUCAGUCGUCUGCAUUGCCGGCGUUAACUUAAGCCAGCUAAGCCAGGAAGUACUGAAUCAGAGGAACCACAUUGAGGUUCUCCAGAAUAUUGUGCUUCAAAAGAGACGUCUUGCUGAGCAAAGUUUCCUUGAGGUGAUAAAUGAUGAAAUGAAAAGAUAUGAAGAUUGGAUGCAGGAUUUGCAGCUCUCUGUGAAUGAGUGCUUUGAAAUUCCUGAAGGAAGAGCAGACGUUGAGGCCCAUCUCCAUAAGUUACAGGGGUUCCUUGCUUCUGAAGAAGCUACCACGAAAAUGCAUCUCUUCGAAACACAUUUUAACAAGGUUCGAGAAUAUCUGCCAGAGUCAUAUGUGUACCACAUCAGUCGCUGGAUGGAGGACCAGAACACAGAACUGAACACUUUUAAGUCUCACUGCCAACUUAAGCAAGCCAGCCUAGAGGAGAGUCUGACGACGGUGGAAAAGCUUGUUGAGUGUAGCAGUCUUCUGGGUAGAUGGCUUGAUUCAGUGGAGAAGACGAUGCCUCCGGUGGUGGAGCUCCCUGCCUUUCACUUAGAAAUUGAAAAUAAAAGGAAGACUUUUGAUGACCUGACAGGCCAAGUUGACUCUUUGAAGAUGCAGGGUCUCACCACUGAGCUGGCUGUGCAGGAGUCCUUAGAGCUGAUCAGACGAUUUCACUCCUUAUGGGAAAGAGCAAGCAAGGAACUGGAAGGACUUGUACCUGCUUCAUCUACAUGUGAGCAAGCAGAUAUGAGCAACCAGGAGACCCCAGCAAGCAGAACAGAAGAGGCAAUGAAAGAAGAACCCUGUGAAGAUAUUAGUCAGCAGCAAACCCAUGAGAAGCUGAGUGAAAAUGAUGGACUGAGACGAAGCAAAGAAGAACCAGGCAGUCACUCUGAUAAAGCUGGCCUUCCCUGCCAUCCAGAAGUCAAAGAACAGGUCAUCACAAAACUAACGCAGAUCUCACAGCGGAAAGCUGAGCUCCCCCAGGAGUUUCAGUGGCCAGAGGCUGCAGACAAGCAGGCUGCUCUGGACAAGUGUCAGACAUUAUCGGAGGAAGCCAAGAACCUGUCAGGGUCAAUGGAUACACUAAAGCAACAGCUAGAAGACGAAUCUGCCUCUGACAAAGAUUCUGCUAAAAAUGUGGACAUUUUGUAUGAGGAUCUCCUUAGACAUUUACAGACAACAGCUGAGGAUCUGGAGGGCAGUCUUAGUCAACACCAAGGUUUCUUUGAGCUGCUGACUGAGUCUAAAGCCACUCAGCUGUCCCUCCACGAAGAGAUUCAAUCACUGCAAGUCACCCCGAGCAGCAAGAGAGCAGCGGAGGAGGCCCUGGAGAGGCUCAAGGGUAUCCUGGAGUCGGCCCCCCAUGAAGUUGAAACACUCACUCAGCUAAGCGCUCUUGGGGAUUCACUGAAGCUUCACUUGACGUCCUCCGGCUGUGUGGCUCUUACCCAGGAACUUGAAAGUCUCCACACUCAGAGCCAAGACACCCAAAACAGUCUCAUGGAGUUGAGGGAGCGUUAUGAAGAUUUGUGCUUCCAUCUGCCCUCUUCUGAAAGCCCUGGUCAGAUGAUCCAGGAAGAGGAGCAAUGGUCCAGCUCAAUGAGAGAGGAAGCCAGAGAUCAUGAUCAUAUGGAUAUAGGAAGAACUUUGGAAAAUCUAAACGUACAAGUGGAAAAUCUUCAGUCAACAUCGGAUGCCAGCGGCACUCAUCAAAAAUGUUCUGCGUUGAAUUUGGACAUUCAAGAAGACGCCCAAAGGCACCACAGUUCAUUUGCAGAUGAUCUUGUUGAGCCUCAAAAUAGUGAAUUGACCAGGGAAAUGAGCCUCUCUCCACCUGUGCCUGGCUCAGAGGACUUCAGUUCUGUGGCACCUCAGCUUACUGACUACAUCUCACAGGGUAUUCUGGAGUCGGCCCCCCAUGAAGUUGAAACACUCACUCAGCUAAGCGCCCUUGGGGAUUCACUGACACUUCACUUGACGUCCUCCGGCCGUGUGGCUCUUACCCAGGAACCUGAAAGUCUGCACACUCAGAGCCAGGACACCCAAAACAGUCUCAUGGAUUUGAGGGAGCGUUAUGAAGAUUUGUGCUUCCAGCUGCCCUCUUCUGAAAGCCCUGAUCAGAUGAACCAGGAAGAGGAGCAAUGGUCCAGCUCAAUGAGAGAAGAAGCCAGAGAUCAUGAUCAUAUGGACAAAGGAAGAACUUUGGAAAAUCUAAAUAUACAAGUGGAAAAUCUUCAGUCAACAUCUGAUGCCAGCAGCACUCAUCAAAAAUGUUCUGCGUUGAAUUUGGACAUUCAAGGAGACCCCCAAAGGCACCACAGUUCAUUUGCAGAUGAUCUUGUUGAGCCUCAAAAUAGUGAAUUGACCUGGGAAAUGAGCCUCUCUCCACCUGUGCCUGGCUCAGAGGACUUCAGUUUUGUGGCACCUGAGCCUACUGACUACAUCUCACAGGGUAUUCUGGAGUCGGCCCCCCAUGAAGUUGAAACACUCACUGAGCUAAGCGCCCUUGGGGAUUCACUGAAGCUUCACUUGACGUCCUCCGGCCGUGUGGCUCUUACCCAGGAACCGGAAAGUCUGCACACUCAGAGCCAAGACACCCAAAACAGUCUCAUGGAUUUGAGGGAGCGUUAUGAAGAUUUGUGCAUCCAGCUGCCCAUUUCUGAAAGCCCUGGUCAAAUGAACCAGGAAGAGGAGCAAUGGUCCAGCUCAAUGAGAGAGGAAGCCAGAGAUCAUGAUCAUAUGGACAAAGGAGGAACAUUGGAAAAUCUAAACGUACAAGUGGAAAAUCUUCAGUCAACAUCGGAUGCCAGCGGCACUCAUCAAACAUCUUCUGCAUUGAAUUUGGACAUUCAAGAAGACCCCCAAAGGCACCACAGUUCAUUUGCAGAUGAUCUUGUUGAGCCUCAAAAUAGUGAAUUGACCUGGGAAAUGAGCCUCUCUCCACCCGUGCCUGGCUCAGAGGACUUCAGUUUUGUGGCACCUCAACCUAAUGACUACAUCUCACAGGGUAUCCUGGAGUCGGCCCCCCAUGAAGUUGAAACACUCACUGAGCUAAGCGCCCUUGGGGAUUCACUGAAGCUUCACUUGACGUCCUCCAGCUGUGUGGCUCUUACCCAGGAACUUGAAAGUCUCCACACUCAGAGCCAAGACACCCAAAACAGUCUCAUGGAGAUGAGGGAGCGUUAUGAAGAUUUGUGCUUCCAUCUGCCCUCUUCUGAAAGCCCUGGUCAGAUGAUCCAGGAAGAGGAGCAAUGGUCCAGCUCAAUGAGAGAGGAAGCCAGAGAUCAUGAUCAUAUGGACAAAGGAAGAACUUUGGAAAAUUUAAACGAACAAGUGGAAAAUCUUCAGUCAACAUCUGAUGCCAGCGGCACUCCUCAAGAAUGUUCUGCGUUGAAUUUGGACAUUCAAGAAGAACCCCAGAGGCACCACAGUUCAUUUGCAGAUGAUCUUGUUGAGCCUCUAAAUAGUGAAUUGACCAGGGAAAUGAGCCUCUCUCCACCUGUGCCUGGCUCAGAGGACUUCAGUUUUGUGGCACCUCAGCCUACUGACUACAUCUCACAGGGUGUUCUGGAGUCGGCCCCCCAUGAAGUUGAAACACUCACUGAGCUAAGUGCCCUUGGGGAUUCACUGAAGCUUCACUUGACAUCCUCUGGCCGUGUGGCUCUUUCCCAGGAACCUGAAAGUCUGCACACUCAGAGCCAAGACACCCAAAACAGUCUCAUGGAGUUGAGGGAGCGUUAUGAAGAUUUGUGCAUCCAGCUGCCCAUUUCUGAAAGCCCUGGUCAAAUGAACCAUGAAGAGGAGCAAUGGUCCAGCUCAAUGAGAGAGGAAGCCAGAGAUCAUGAUAAUAUGGACAAAGGAAGAACUUUGGAAAAUCUAAACGUACAAGUGGAAAAUCUUCAGUCAACAUCGGAUGCCAGCGGCACUCAUCAAAAAUGUUCUGCAUUGAAUUUGGACAUUCAAGGAGACCCCCAAAGGCACCACAGUUCAUUUGCAGAUGAUCUUGUUGAGCCUCAAAAUAGUGAAUUGACCUGGGAAAUGAGCCUCUCUCCACCUGUGUCUGGCUCAGAGGACUUCAGUUUUGUGGCACCUCAGCCUACUGACUACAUCUCACAGGGUGUUCUGGAGUCGGCCCCCCAUGAAGUUGAAACACUCACUGAGCUAAGUGCCCUUGGGGAUUCACUGAAGCUUCACUUGACAUCCUCCGGCCGUGUGGCUCUUUCCCAGGAACCUGAAAGUCUGCACACUCAGAGCCAAGACACCCAAAACAGUCUCAUGGAGUUGAGGGAGCGUUAUGAAGAUUUGUGCAUCCAGCUGCCCAUUUCUGAAAGCCCUGGUCAAAUGAACCAGGAAGAGGAGCAAUGGUCCAGCUCAAUGAGAGAGGAAGCCAGAGAUCAUGAUAAUAUGGACAAAGGAAGAACUUUGGAAAAUCUAAACGUACAAGUGGAAAAUCUUCAGUCAACAUCGGAUGCCAGCGGCACUCAUCAAAAAUGUUCUGCAUUGAAUUUGGACAUUCAAGGAGACCCCCAAAGGCACCACAGUUCAUUUGCAGAUGAUCUUGUUGAGCCUCAAAAUAGUGAAUUGACCUGGGAAAUGAGCCUCUCUCCACCUGUGCCUGGCUCAGAGGACUUCAGUUUUGUGGCACCUCAGCCUACUGACUACAUCUCACAGGGUGUUCUGGAGUCGGCCCCCCAUGAAGUUGAAACACUCACUGAGCUAAGUGCCCUUGGGGAUUCACUGAAGCUUCACUUGACAUCCUCCGGACGUGUGGCUCUUUCCCAGGAACCUGAAAGUCUGCACACUCAGAGCCAAUACACCCAAAACAGUCUCAUGGAGUUGAGGGAGCGUUAUGAAGAUUUGUGCAUCCAGCUGCCCAUUUCUGAAAGCCCUGGUCAAAUGAACCAGGAAGAGGAGCAAUGGUCCAGCUCAAUGAGAGAGGAAGCCAGAGAUCAUGAUAAUAUGGACAAAGGAAGAACUUUGGAAAAUCUAAACGUACAAGUGGAAAAUCUUCAGUCAACAUCGGAUGCCAGCGGCACUCAUCAAAAAUGUUCUGCGUUGAAUUUGGACAUUCAAGGAGACCCCCAAAGGCACCACAGUUCAUUUGCAGAUGAUCUUGUUGAGCCUCUAAAUAGUGAAUUGACCUGGGAAAUGAGCCUCUCUCCACCAGUACCUGGCUCAGAGGACUUUAGUUUUGUGGCACCUCAGCCUACUGACCACAUCUCACAGGGUAUCCUGGAGUCGGCCCCCCAUGAAGUUGAAACACUCACUGAGCUAAGCGCCCUUGGGGAUUCACUGACACUUCACUUGACGUCCUCCGGCCGUGUGGCUCUUACCCAGGAACCUGAAAGUCUGCACACUCAGAGCCAAGACACCCAAAACAGUCUCAUGGAGUUGAGGGAGCGUUAUGAUGAUUUGUGCAUCCAGCUGCCCACUUCUGAAAGCCCUGGUCAAAUGAACCAGGAAGAGGAGCAAUGGUCCAGCUCAAUGAGAGAGGAAGCCAGAGAUCAUGAUCAUAUGGACAAAGGAGAAACUUUGGAAAAUCUAAACGUACAAGUGGAAAAUCUUCAGUCAACAUCGGAUGCCAGCGGCACUCAUCAAAAAUCUUCUGCGCUGAAUUUGGACAUUCAAGAAGACACCCAGAGGCACCACAGUUCAUUUACAGAUGAUCUUGUUGAGCCUCAAAAUAGUGAAUUGACCUGGGAAAUGAGCCUCUCUCCACCCGUGCCUGGCUCAGAGGACUUCAGUUUUGUGGCACCUCAGCCUACUGACCACAUCUCACAGCCUCUUGAAGAAGUAAGUGAAUUCCAUCCAGCCAAGCCACUGACAGAAGCAUUAUCCAGGGAUAAGCUGCCAGACACACAGGAGCAGGAACUUGUCAAUGCUUCAUCUCCAUGGCUUCCUGUGCCGAAACCUGACCCGGCAUUUGAAAAGAGGAACCUCCAACAUGUUGAGCAGCCUGAGGACUCUAAAGAGCUGUUUGAGGCCAGCAGAAACUCCCAACUGGAGAUGCUAGAGUGGAAAUCCGAAGAGGAGCUGGAGGCCGAGGGCACUAGCCUAUUGCUCGAGUCAAAGAAUUUUACUGACCCCUGCAUUAUUUCACUGGAUGAUGGUGAUCUAAUGCAGACACCCAGUGACUCAGUCAUAGCUGAAGAGUAUGAAGAGAAAGAAAAACCAGUCCAGCGAGUCCUGGCCAAGCUGUCAGAGGAGUGGAAGACCUUAAAGACGAGUUCCUUCAGGAGCAGUAAAGGUCACGCAGAAAACAUCCAAGAUUUUCUUAGGACCAUCAAAAAUGAGAAGUUUCUCCUAAGAGAGUUACAAAAUAUGUUGCAGGAGCUUCCCAAGACUGAUAGACAGACAGCACAUGUUCGGUUUGAAGAGCUGGAGCAGAGGUGGGAGCAGCUUGAGGCCAUUGUGGAGGACACCAAUAAGCAGAUAUCCCUGGGAUCUCAGGAGCUUUGUUGUGUUUUGGAGGAACUCCAGGACCUGCAGAGCCUUCAAGAGAGCCUACAGAACUCCUGCAGCCUUGCAAGCAGCUCCCCAGAUAAGUUGGAGAGUGGAACGACGCUGCACACUGAUGUCUCAGCCACCAUUCAGAGACUUGAUCACUUGAAGAGGCAUUCUGAGGAGCUGCUGAACAGCGCACUGAGAGAGGAAGAUGGUCAGCUCUUGCAGAAUUCCUUGAUGGAUUUACUGCAAAAGUUAGAGCUCCUGCAGGAGAAGGUUCCUGUGAGCACUGGCAGAGCAGAAGGCCCUGCCACUGCUGAAAUUGUUGAGAAGUUGAAGAGAGACUUUGAAAGGCUGAAGACACUGGACAGCAACCUCACAUGUGAAAGCAAAAUUGCUCUGUUUCCUGAAGAUCUCAGUGGCUCCAUAAAGCAGCUGUCUACCACACUGUCAGAGGUUGUUGCUAUGCAUCUUGACAUGGACACUGUGACCUUAAGGAUAAACGAGAUGACAGCUACCAUGGGAGAGGCAGAAGUUAGCAGUUUGCUUUCCUUGCUGCAAACCAUUGUCACUUUGAUAAAGACAGUUGAAAUGAAGACAUCAGAGAAGUUGCAGAAGCAGCAGGCUGACUUAAAGGCCCGGGAGGAUCUCUUUGAAAGAAUCGAGUCUCUUGCCUUAUGGUUGCGUUUGCAUGGUGAAAAGAGUCUACCUGUUGAAGAAUUUAGUAGCAAAAGCAUGUCUAAUGAUUUUGUGGGCCAGGUCAAUGAGGCUACCUGUAUCUUGCAAGAGGCAGAUGAAAAACAGAAGGUCAUGGCUUCUCUUCUAAGUGAGAGCCUGGAGAUCUCUUGCAAGUUGAGUGUAACCGAGAAUGACUACCUCAGUGAAAGAUUAAAGAGCCUCCAGAAAGGCAUUGGAAGUGUAACACAAGGCCAGAAAAGAAGACUUCAGAAAAUUCAGCAGCUAAUGCAGGCACACCAGAGAAUUAGCACACAGCUCAAAGGCUUAGAAGAUGACAUUAGCAAGACUCAGCAUAUUCUAGAAGAAGAGGGAACAACCUUUACUCAACAGACUCUCUCACUCAGUCGAUCUUGGCCACUGAAGGUAUCAGAGCUGAGAUCCCAGCUUGAACAGUUAAAAUUGAGCCAUUUUGAGCAGCCUGAAAAGGUCAGCCAAGUCCAGUCUAAGCUGGAAGACUUGGAGGCAAAACUGGAGAAGUUACUUGGGCAGGUGACAAAGUAUGAAAAUUUUGAAGCCUCCCUGCAGAAUGUAUUAGUUCUUCAGGGUAGUGUGGAAGAGCAGAUGUUGCUUCUGAAAGAAGAAGGCUGUGAUCCAGUAAGCAGGCUGACCGAGUUCCAGCGUGUCCUCCAAGACAGCACUCGCUGCAGGGCUCUCUGUGAGCAAGCCAAUGAGAAUUUCAAGAUGAUCUCUUCAAUGCUGGACAUAUCCUUAAAGAAGACCACUGAAAUGAAACUUGAGACUUUGAUGAACAACUGUAAUAGAUGCGUACAAGUCCUUCAGGAGGAGUCUGCCGAGCUUGAAGAACAGCUAUCUACCCCACUCGAGGUGCCAAAAGUGCAGGAAGCGGCACAGGAAUUCUUGAGGCAAAAGCAAUUGGAAAUGCAGCAGCCUUUGUGUGUAUCACUGGACCCCUGUGUGAUUGAACAGGAACUUCACAAGUGCGAAGCUCUACAGAGUCAACUUGACAGUCUGGGGCACGUCGCCAGAGCCCAGAGCAUCCAGAAACACAGGCCUGAAGUUAACUUGUCCCCAGAUGAAAAUGUCUCUGAGCUGGAAGAACUAGAAGAAGAAAUUAGGGAAGACUGCCUCUUACGCAUGGAAAUGCUCAUGAAAGCCCAGGAAAUGGUCAAGCGUUAUGAUGCUGCUGUCAAGGAAGUAUCUGUCUUGCUGGAUGAGACUGAAGCCAAACUGCUGUCUUCCCCUGUCCAUCCCAGCAGCUGUGAGCAGCUCCUCCGACAAAUCGAGGAAAAUCUUGUGGCAAGUGAAGAUGAGUUUGAGCACCGUAUUGCUGACAUCCAGAACUUCUCCUCUUGGCUACAGUCCUUGCCAAACGCAGACCUAAAGGUGCAGCAUGCCAAAGUGCUCAGUGACCUGUUAACAAGAAAAGUGGUGUUAGGAGGGCAACUCGAGAUCCAACGGCAGCUUCUUCAAAGGUGUGCAGAAAAAUACAAGCAGUACAAACAUGGAGAGGACAAGCUGUCUGCCCAGCUUCAUGAAGCACAGAGCCUUCUGGCUGACGCCUUGCCUGUACAAGCAGAGUCCUAUCAGGAGUGCCUCCAACGCCUGGAUAAAUUAAAGUCUUUGGCAGACAGCGUGGACCAAGCUGGAGAUGGUCUGGUGUGCCUGAAAGAGUUGGCCCAGGAAUGGGGUGUCUCUGAAUGUGCACAGGGGUUGGCCACUCUUUCAUGCUUGCACAUCCAACUGAGUCAGACUGUGAGGGAGCAGCUGGCCCUCUGCGAAGAGCAAACUGAAGCCUGGAAAGCCGUGAACGAGAAGGUUGAAAAAGCCUCUGUGCUGUUGGACACAUUGCAACAUGACCUUCCGGGGACUCCGACAGGAGAAACCACAACGGCCGAGCUCUUAGACCUACUCACAUGCGUGAAUGAGUAUAACAGCCGGGUCAGCAGCGAACAGGCUGCCCUGUCUACACUUAUAUGGGAGGUGAAGGGGAUUGUUGGAAUCACUGAGAACUGCCCAGAGUUGCCAUCUAGUCGCCUCUUCCAGGAGCUGCAAGAAAUGCAGGAUCGCUAUACCAACUUGAAGCAGAAAGUGGCAAAUGCCCAGCAGGUGCUGCAGACAGACAUGCAGGAGCGGGAUGCUGUGAAAGCCAAGAUAGAGGGAGUCCGAGAGUGGCUUGUGACACGCUCGUCCCUGCUGUCGAAGAUGAAGCCUACGCCAAGAGCCACUCAGUUGAGGGAGAUCCAAGAAGAGGUGGACAACCAGAAGGCACUUAUUAAGAAGCUCAUGGAGCAGCUCCGGAUCAAGUACUCGGACAUGUACACCAUUGUUCCUGUUGAGAUAGAGACACAGAUCCAGGACGUCAGUAGGACCCUGCAGGAAGCACAAAAAGAGGUGGACAGAGCAGCAGAGCAAAGCAGCCCCACUCAUGUACUGCAAGGCAAGAUUGACGAAAUAUCAAGCGGCCUUCAGAGAGUACAGGAGGCACUGGGGCAGAAGAGCAAAACCAUUGAUGAGGCCAAGGAUGCACAGAAGCAUUUGUGGGAUGACAUGGACAUGUGGCACUCCAAGCUGACUACUAUAGAGGCUGAGCUACAGGAUUUGGCUGAAGAGAGUCCAGACCAGGCACAGCCAUUAAUGGACAGUUUAAUGGAGCCGUUGAAGCUGUAUCAGGAGUUGGCCAAGCAGUCUGAGCAAAAAACAUCUGUCUUAACCAAGAUCACAGUCCUGCUCCAAGAUUACACUGAAAUGAUCAACAGCAACAAUGCAUGGCUUGCCGAAACGUUAGGGUGGCUGUCUGCUGCUAUCACAAUUGACUCUGUGAAAUCCCUGAAUAAAGUUCUUCAUAUGUUUCAGGUCAAGUUGGAUGAUUCGGUUCAGAGACAGAAGGCAGUGCGUGGCUUUUCACCCUUUCUUCGAGAAAUUUCACUGGUCUUUGACACUACAGAUAUUGAGAAGCAGCUGGGGAGAACUGAACAGAGCAUAUCGGCUCAACAGCAGGCACUCAUGGACAAUCUCAACCAGUUACAGCAACUGGCCGCAGAAGUGCAAAGUGUUGAGACUGAACUGAGUCGGAUAGAAUGCAACAUUGAAAAGAUUCGCAUUAUCUUAUCAUCAGGCAACAUGCGUGAGACCUUCCCAGAGGAGCACUUGAGGAACCGGCAGGUCAUUCUAGAGAAUAUCCAGUCUAUGAGAGGAACCAUAGCGGCCAUUCAGAGCUUCCAGCCCAGUUUGCCUUUGCUUGAAGACAUGGUCUCUUCCCUGCACCUUGUUGAGAAGGCUGAGCAGCUCCUGCAGCCCUUGGAGGACCUGGAGCAGGUCACUUUUCAGCAGAAUGCACUGCUUGAGACUGCGUUACAGGCAUUACAGCAGAAACAGCAGAAGGAUGGGGCAGGCCAACACAUGUCGGGAGACUCCAGUGAUGGACUUCACACCCAAGAGGGUAGUGGUUGUCUUGAGAUAUCCAUGGGAGGCCUCGAUAACAAUGAAGAUGACUUCCUCACAAACCUAGGGGAGUCUCUGGUGGCUUUGGUGGCACAAACUCACAACAUACCUGGCCAACUGGAGGGUGGGUCACAAGAAGACAAAGAACCAGCAGUCGGAUUAAGCAAGGGUCAAUAUUACCAGUUCCAAGUGAAAGGUGACUCUGAAGAUGAGCCCGACGAUGGAGGCAGCAGCAAGUCCUCUUCAUCUGAAACUCUGACUGGCAGCAUCCAGGAGGAAGGUGAGGAGAUGGCUGAGGAGCGAGCUAUGCCAUGGCAAGCCCAGUCUGAUGAGGUCUUCGAGGUACAGGCUGUUCCGAGGCAGGUGAAGCUCGGCCCUGAAGAACUCCAGGCAGAGGCCCAAAACCAAGCACCUUUAGCAGAUGGGCCGAAGCCCCAACACAUCCUCCAUGCCUGCUGGGAGCAGGCAGAACAGCUCGAAAUUUGGCUGGAGAGCGCAGCCCGGACUCUGCAGGCAACUAUGCACAACCCAGCCAUGCAGCAGAGCGUGGAACAGCAGCUCCUCACAUGUCAGAAGAUGUUCCAGGAGAUCGAGCGAAAGGUUGUGUCUCUGUCUGAUGUGAGCCAACGGGAUGAGCAGACACAUGGCGCCCAUGAGGAGGCAGAGGCAUUGUCUACCAAGCUGGAGCUGCUCAGGUCCAGUCUACUCAGUUUCCAGGUGCUGUUGCAGGACCAGCGAGUUGAAGACCAGGAUUGCAAGCAUUCCAGCACUCGGGUCCCAUCAGACGACACGUUACAGCGCCAGCCAAGUGUGCAGGAGAUGCUGGCUUCAGCCAAGACCACUCUGAGGCGACAGGAUAGUCUUCAACAACAAAAGGAGCUGGAGAUGGAGCUGACCGAACAAAAGAGCCUGACAAAAUACCUGGCUGAACAAGGGGAGAAGGCGAGCCUGCAAAGCACUCAACUGGAGGACCCAGCUAGGCCAAGACUUCCAUCGAGAGGUGCUGAGCACAUCUUUGCUGAACUGUCAGAAUCUCCCAGAGUGGAACAGGAAGCAGCGCUCACCACUCAGGAACAGACCUCGGCCAAAUGGAAGCUUCUGCAGAGUAAGCUGUCCUCAAAGCUCAAGACACUGGAGGAGACCUUGCAAGCAGAUCUGAUGUCACAGGUGCUGAUCACAGUUAGCAGCUCCCCCAUUUCUGACCGGUUUUCCAUCUGCAGCAGUGGCCCAUGCAGCUUUGAUUUACAGACACACGUCUCUGAGCUGAGAGGCGCUGGUCAGGAUGUUGCGUCCAUCCUCUCGCAGGCGAGCCCUCCGACAGAAGACAUCACCAGACUGGAACAGAAGCUGCAUCAUGUCUUAGGAGGGGUCCAUCUGAGCCUAGGCCGCCCUGAAGACAUGCUAUGGUGGACAUCAGAGUUGUCUAGAGGGGCUGCAGAGCAACAUUUGAGGGAACUAGAGAAGUUCUCUUCAGAUCUAAGUGAGAUGCACCAGGAACUCUGCAACUUGAGGAAUCCUGUUGUAAAGUGUGAGGGGCCCAUGAAGGAACUGGGCCCCCUCAUCUCGGACUGUGUGGCUUCCUUGCAGAUGUGCACCAGCCUGCUGCGUUCUGCCGUGUCCUCCAGAAAUAUGCUGCUGCAGGAACGUCUCCAGCAGAUGUCAGAACACCAGAGUGAGAUAAGCCAAGUGCAUGCUUCCUUGUUUGAUUGCAAGUCGCUUGUACAACACAAACUAAAUGAAGUCUGUGAGCAAGGCCUUGUUGAACAACUCGAGGCGGUUGAGCACUUGCAGUCUGCACUAGCACAGCAGGAGAGUCAAGUGAUGGCCUUGCUAGAGAAUGGAGAGAGUCAACUUCUGCCUGUGUCUGCCAUGCAUGAGAUCUACAAACUGGAGGAUGCAUUGGACAACACGUGUAUCACUUUGAGAGCGAAGAAGGGAGAACUAAAAGAGAGCCUUGCUGUGGAGAACCAGUAUGAGAGGCUGUUAAACGGUCUGGCUGACUUAGUAGAAGUGGGUCGUGCCAAGCUGGUGCCCAGUCAACCGCUAACAGUGCCAAGUCAAGCUGCAUUGAAAACCCAUUUGAAAAAACACAAGAGCUUCUUCUGUAGUCUCAGUCACCGCCUUAUUACCCUGGAAAACUUCACGCACAAAGUGCCUCCACGCUUGGCCAUGAAGUAUGGAGAGUCCUGGACGGAUCUGGCAAAGAAUGCUGCCAAUCUCCUGGAGCAGUCACAUCAGCAUGGGAUCCAACUGCAAGGCGCACUACAAGCCUGGAAGCACUUUGACAAAAAUUAUGGAGUGAUCCUGAAGCAUCUGCUAGAUCUGGAGGUCAGGAUCCCAUCUGUAGGCCUGGUGGAAGAAUCAGAUGAGAAACUAAAGGAGAGACUCGCCAUUUAUCAGCAAAUUGAAACCGACCUGGAGGAGAAUUCCUGUGGAUUUCAGCAGACUCUGGAAAAAGGGAGGAAGUUACUGUCUGCUGUGGACUGCUUUGACCUGGAGGCCCAAAUCAAGGAGCUGGAGGACAGAUGGGUGGUGGUGGCAAGCAGGACGAGCGAUGAACAGCGGCGCUUAGAAAUGCUUAUGAAGCUCUGGGCGAGCUUCCGUGCAGAUUCUGUCCUGCUGAACCACUGGAUGAUGUCUUCGAUGGAGCGAAUCCGGAGCUGGAAACAGCAAUCUCUGAGUGUCCCUCAGGAGCUACAUGCAGCCAGGGAACACCUCACCCAGUUUCUUGAGUUUAUGAAGGAGACGGAUGCCCAGUCAGCCCUGAAAACUUCCGUGAUCUGCUCAGGAAGCCUCCUGCUGCAGUUAAAAGACACCGACUCGGCCAGCCUCCAGACCCAGCUGGCCCAGUUUGAACAGGCUUGGGCGGAACUGCUGUCUCAUCUUCCUGAAAUCCAGGAUAAGCUGCACCAGCAGCAAAUAGAAAACAUUUCGUCCUGUCAAGCCAUUGGUGAGCUGGACACCUGGAUAGACCACAUUAGUGAGUGUCUGGCAGAAGAUAAGCGGACAUUGACAUCGCUGUCUGGAGCUGCUGCUAUAAAGGAGCGUCUGCACAAAUACAAGGAAUACAAGGUGGACAUGAACUGCCUCCAGCUGACAGUAGAUUUUGUCAACCAGUCGGUGCUCCAGAUCAGCAGCCCUGACAUCUGCAAUCGUCGCUAUGAGAGAACAGACUUUGCGGAACUUCUGGGAGCCACAAACUUGCGGUGGCAGACUCUUCAAGGGACUUUGAACACUCAGAUUCGCUGCCUGGAAGACAUGCUGGAGAUGUGCACAGAAAAUGAACGGAAGACCCAGAUCCUUAGCAGCUGGUGUGAGUCACAGAAGACCAGGCUGGCCCAGCUUGAGAAGCUGUCUAGUCAGCAUGCUGUAGCAAAUGCAUUGAAGGAGUGCCAGGGCAUCGAAGAAAAGCUGAAGAUCCGCUCUGCAAAAUUUGAAGAGGACCGGCAGAAAUGCCAGGCUGAUCAGGACAGUGCCCACAUGUAUGCAGACUUCAGAGCUCAAGCGGAGGACACAGCUCUCAUCUUGAGUGCUUUGAGCCACCAGAUUCUCCAGAUUAAGACUUCACUGCAGUCAGCUGCAAAGAUGUGGGAUGCAUUUGACAAGAUGUAUGACACUGUCGAGCAGGACAUCAUUCGGGUGCGCUACAUUCUAGAUUACAUUCCAUCUGACCUUGUCUCUGGAACAGCUUUGCAACAAACUGCAGAGAAGUUAAAGGCCCUGCAGGCCAAGGCCGAGAAGAGCGAGGAAUCCUGGAGCCAUCUGAGCGAGCAGUUUACCCACUUGAGCAUCCACUGCAGGCCUUCAGCAGUUGCCCUUCUCAGUGAAAACCUCCAGGUGGCACGCAGACGAUGGGCAGCAGUCAAUGAAAACCUCGCGGACCAGAUGUUCAGAACUCAGGAGUCGCUGCGGCUCAGGCAGAAGUGCGAGGAAUUGUGUGCAGAGUACAAGGCCCAACUCAGCAGGCUUGAGGACGAGUGCCAGAAGGUGCUGACUUUUGAGGCUAGCCAGGACAGCGCCAUGUUGGACCUUCAAGGCAAAGUAGAGGCCGUAAAGGACCUCCUCAGCCAAACAGAAGAUACGAAGAACAAUAUAGCUGGCAAGCUAAAGCUGUCGCAAGAUGUUACAAGACAAAGAGAAUCUUCUGAAGCUGACACCUUUAUUAAAUCUGAGAGUGAAAAUCUCUCUAAGCGUGUCAUGCUGCUGCACAAGUCCCUACAAAAGAAGCUGUCUGAGCUGCAGGGAGAGACUGACCAGAUUGAACAGUUUGGCACUUUCUUAGCUUCUUUGGAGAAUCGCUUGAAAGACACCGAAGACAUGAUGAAGAGUGCCGAAGGACCAUGCAGUCUGGAUGAAGCCAAGGCUCACUUGCGGAGACUGAACUCUUUGUCCCCUGAACUGGAGAGUCUAAAUGAGCUCAUUUACAAGACUCCUGUGAAAGAUGCACAGAUCAAGGCCGUGCAGACAUUGAACAGGCAGUGGCUACAGAUCUGCUCUCAGGCAGUGCAAAGCUGCAGUGAGUUACAAGAGAACGAGCUCCAGAAACAGACAUUCGUGCAGAAAUGUGAAGACUGGAUGAAGUUCUUGAAAAUGACGGAGGACUGUUUAGCAGUGGAUGUGGCCGGUAGCUAUGAGGGUCUAAGGGAUCAGCAGAAGAUUCAUGAGUGUUUUCAAGCAGAGGCCUCUUUAGGUCAACAAAUUCUGCACUCAGUUAUUACUGAAGCCUCACGACUGCUGGAACAUGGAGAGGUGGACAACAGCAAUGAAUUUCUUCUCAAGCUGUCCAUGCUGAAGGAUCGCUGGCGUGGGGUGAUUCUUAGAGUUCACCAAAGGAAGGGCAUUGUGGAUGGUUUGGUCAGACAGUGGCACCACUACCAGGACACGGUGAAACGGCUCAAGAACUUCCUCACUGACACGAGAGAACUGAUUGCAGCUACGUCUAGUGGGACAGAGGCCUGGGCUCUGAAAGAGGCACUUCAGGCUUUGGAAGAUAUAAAGCACACACAAGUUCUGUUUCACCGCUGGAGUAGUGAUUACCAAAUGGCUAUGGAGACGGGAAGGCACCUGUUUUCCAUGGCAGACAUCUCCACAGAAAGAUUGCUACAAGAGGAGCUCUGUGAGCUACAGGACAGCUGGGAACAAACAGAGUCACUGACAGCAGACCAGAAGAGACGUAUUCUGUCCGCAGUUGAGAGCUGGAAGAGAUGUGAAAAUAAAAUAACUGAAAGUGGUUGUCAACUCCAGAAUGCCAAGAUGGAAAUGAUGGGUCAGUCCCGUGAAGUCCAGACAGAUCUUCAGAAAAUGGAACAUUUCCUUGAGGAGGCCUGGGAGCUGGACGCGAUGAAGAGCAUGCUGCCCCGCUUCAUCAUCGCGGAGGACACGCUGGUACUGGACGAGCAGAUCGAGGGGCUGCACGCGCUGUGGGAGGACCUGUGUUACAAAGUAUCCUUACGGAAGCAGGAAAUUACAGACAGACUGAAUGCCUGGAUCAUUUUCAAUGAGAAGAGUAAGGAGCUUUGUGAUUGGAUGGCACAGAUGGAGAACAAAGUUUCACAGAAUUCCGAGCUCAGCAUUGAGGAGAUGGUCGAAAAGCUGAAGAAGGACUGCAUGGAGGAAAUCAAUCUUUUCAGUGAGAACAAGACCCACCUAAAGCAGCUCGGCGAGCAGUUGAUCAAGGCCAGCGAUAAGACAAAGGAGGCAGAGAUCAACGAGAAACUGAAGGAUCUCAAUGACCGCUGGCAGCAUCUGUUUGACCACAUUGAUGCAAGGGUGAAGAAGCUGAAGGAGACACUGCAGACAGUUCAACAGCUAGAUAAAAACAUGAGCAACCUGCGGACCUGGCUAUCCCGCAUAGAGUCAGAGCUUUCCAAGCCCGUCAUCUAUAACAUCUGUGACAAUGACGAAAUCCAGAGGAAGCUGGCCGAGCAGCAGGAUCUUCAGCGAGACAUCGAGCAACACAGUGAUGGUGUAGCCUCGGUGCUAAAUCUCUGUGAUGUCAUCCUGCACGACUCCGAUGCUUGUACCACUGAAACAGAGUGCGACUCCAUCCAGCAGACAACGAGGAGCCUGGAUCGCCGAUGGAGGAACAUCUGCGCCUUGUCCAUGGAGAGAAGGCUCAAGAUUGAGGAAACCUGGCGACUUUGGUGUAAGUUCUUGGAAGACUACUCUCGCUUCGAGGACUGGCUGAAGACUGCUGAGCGCACAGCUGCUGCUCCCAAUUCAUCGGAGGUCUUGUAUACUAAUGCCAAAGAAGAGCUGAAGAAAUUUGAGGCGUUCCAGAGACAGGUUCAUGAGAGGUUGACCCAGUUGGAAUUGGUCAAUAAGCAGUACCGCAGGCUUGCCCGCGAGAACCGCACCGACUCAGCCAGCAAGCUGAGACUGAUGGUGCAUGAAGGAAAUCAAAGGUGGGAUAACUUGCAGAAAAGAGUGGCCGCCAUCCUGCGAAGGCUGAAGCAUUUCACGUCUCAACGGGAAGAAUUUGAAGGCACAAGAGAUAACAUCCUAGUGUGGCUCACAGAGAUGGACCUGCAGCUGACCAAUGUGGAACACUUCUCUGAGAGCGACAUUGAAGAUAAGAUGCGGCAACUUAAUGGUUUCCAGCAGGAGAUCACACUGAACACAAACAAGAUCGACCAGCUGAUUGUCUUUGGGGAGAACUUGAUUCAAAAGUGCGAGCCCCUGGAUGCUGUCCUCAUUGAAGAUGAGCUUGAGGAGCUUCACAGCUAUUGCCAGGAAGUGUUUGGGAGGGUGGCUCGUUUCCAUCAUAGACUCAUCAACAAGGGUUCUGUCAUGGAGGACAAAGAGCUAUCUGACAGAGAAACAGACCUGGAGGAUUCAGGGGACAUGGCCGCUCUGGGAUGGCAGGAGAAGAUGGACGCUGAAGUGUCACCGGGCAGGCAGUCAUUGUGCCACCUGAUGCCUCCACCUAUGGGUCAUGAGAGGUCAGGCCGAGAGACACCUGUCAGCAUAGAUUCCAUCCCAUUGGAAUGGGACCACACUGUAGAUGUGGGCGGGUCCUCGUCUCAUGAAGAUGAGGAAGAUGCACCAUACUAUAGUGCGUUGUCAGAUGUACAAAUCACAGAAAGCCCUGAGUCCUUUGUUAAAGUGACUGCCCAAACUCUGAGCGCCACCUCUGGAUCAGAACCUCCCAGUUGGCAUUCUCCGCAGCAUCAGAAUGGUCGGAAACGUCCGCUGCACCAAGAGUUUGAAGGCCUCCCCUCCAGCCUUCCGGACACAAGCACACCAUUCAAACCUGGCUAUGCCAAGUUGAUGUCUGAAUGCAGUGACACCAUCGACACCGUCAAAAGAGUUAAGCUAAUCCUCAACGAUGAGCCCCAGACAGACGAACAGGGCCUUGUUGGACUCCGAGCUGCUGACAAACAAACAGGAGUCAUAGAACGCUGGGAACUGAUUCAAGCCCAACAGCUCAACAAUGAGCUAAGAAUGAAGCAAGAUCUUCAGCAGGAGCAGCAAGUGAAUUGUGACCUGGAAGAAAUCUCUUCUUGGCUCUCCCAGAUCGGUCCAGAGCUGGACCAGCUGCAAAAGCUAGAUUCACUCAGAAGCAUUGAAGACACUGAGGUCAAUGUCAAAAAACUCAAGGACAUUCAGAAGGCCUACGACAACUAUAAGGCAUUUCUUAUCUCCAUUAACCUGAACAAGGACAACAGUGCCAGGGUGCAAGAGCAGCUGAAAUCUGUAAACCAGACUUGGAAACAGGUGACUCAAAAGCUGGAGAACUGGAAGGACGGACUGCAGGUGGCGCUCAUGCAGUGCCAGGAUUUCCAUGAAACGACACACAACCUGCUACUCUGGCUUGCUCAUGCUGAGAGUAGAAGGUUCACUGUGGACCUCAGUGAGCCUAACAUUGAAUCCUCCAUCCUCCUGAAACAUCAGACAACACUGAAGCAACUGGAAAGUGAACUUCUGGAGAAGCAGUUGCACGUGAACUCUCUACAGGACAUCUCCAGCCACCUCCUAGAGAAAGCCAACGAGGAGGACUACACCGAAGCCAAGGAGAAGGUCCACGUCAUUGCCACCAAGCUGAAACUGCUGCUGCGGGAGGUUUCCCAGGAUCUCGAGACUGUUCAGGAGAAACUGGAUAAAUGCUCUUCUUCUGCAUGUCUUGAUGAAGCAGACUACGGUGGUGUAUCUCAAGCCAAGGAGGCCAGUGUGGAAUCAAGCCAUCCUGCCAAAACUGCAACUGGGAUCAGGGCCGAGAUGCACGAUUCUCCACCCAGGCGCUCCUUCUUCUACCGCGUCUUCCGUGCCGCCUUCCCUCUUCAGCUCCUCUUUUUGCUGCUGCUGAUACUCACCUGCCUGGUGCCACUUUCAGAAGAGGACUUUAGCUGCACCAUGUCUAAUAACUUUGCACGGUCUUUCUACCCCAUGCUCCGAUACACCAAUGGACCCCCACCCACGUGAACAACAUGGCAUGGGCUACAGAAAGCAGAUCCAGUGGAGACGCCUUGAUACGCUAUAACUAGGGAUUGUGCAACUAGAUAAAGAACAAAGGCCAUGAACGGACCAUCACUGGCAACUGGGAACUGGCACCUCAUGUUGUGGGUGCUACCCAGCAUUGUACAUAUUGUGAUUUAAGAGCGGGUGUGUGCGAUCCGCAGCGAGGAGGGUAUUUCAUAGCUUUCAUGCUGAGGGUAGGGGAGGAGUGGGAGCAGCUGCUGAUUUCUUCAUUUAAGCUACAUCAAAGAAAAAAAGUUUUAUUUUCAUAUACCAUUAUUUCAGUAGAAAAUAUAGAAAAUCAGACAAAGCGUAUGUCGAGAAUUGCUUUUUUAAAGAACAAAAGAGUUUAAAUAUGUUAAAUGUUGUACCGUUUGGAAUAAAAAGACUCUCUAGUCUCAGGAUAUUUAAAAACUUCUUGAUCAAGUGGGAUACAUAAUUUUCAGGGUUUGUAAUUCUUUCUAAUCAUUGGCUUCUUUUUAUAUUAUAAUAAGAAGAGAUAAUUGUGUGUGGGCAUACAUGCCCAGUCCUACUGAGUGGUCAUUUCUGUCGCACUCUUUGAGGGUCUGGGUGUGAGACGCCAUUGUCUGUAAAGCCCAAGCGGCACUGCACUCACAUAAGCCAUGUGCUGCAUUUGACUUCUGGCCUCCAUUUAAUUGUAAAAUAUGUGUAAAAAGUGCACUGCCCGGCACAGGGAGGGGAUGUUUCUCUUUAAAUUAUUUUAAUAUUCUAGAUUAAUUCUAAAUCGCAUAUGACUGCAAUGUAUGCAAUACAUGGGUACAUAUAGAACAAAUUGGAUUGUACAGUAUUUGAUUAUAUUUUACAAACACUAUUUAUGGGAUGUACAGUGUAAACGUUUUUACUUGUUAAUAAACCAAAAAAAAAAUCUUA